Adineta steineri is the source of this 501-nucleotide messenger RNA. The record is from the annotation of a GenBank genome assembly. Lineage: Eukaryota; Metazoa; Rotifera; Eurotatoria; Adinetida; Adinetidae.
AUGUGGAGUUCAUCUAUUUGUUUGUUUUUGUUUCUAUCAAUAUUUGUGGAUAAAGCUCAACCUGAAGUUCCACAAUUAUUUGAUUAUUUAAAUGGAUUCUACUUGGAUUGUUAUGAAUGUCACAGCAAUCGUCCUGGUUGUGGUGCUAAAAUUGAUUGGAUAUUAAUGCGUUGGAAACGUUGUAUUGCACCAGGUGGAAGUAAAUGUGUUAAAAUAAUUGAACGUUCACCUGAUGGUGAACUUAAUUAUGUUCGUGGUUGUAUUAAUCAGAUAGAAGCUGUUCGACCUGAGAUGCCAACUGUUAGAGAAAAUGGAUGUUGGACAGCAACAGAUAGCUAUGUUGGUCUUGCUUAUCGACCAUGGUACGUACAAACAGAUGAACCAAUCUAUUGUUUUUGUGAUGAACGUGAUGGAUGUAACUCAGGAAUACGAUCAUCGACAAAUUAUAUAAUUGUUUUAUGCUUAUGUUUUAUAUCAUUUUUUAUACAUUCGAUUAUGUAG